Molecule: messenger RNA, 2516 nt
Organism: Musa acuminata subsp. malaccensis (wild Malaysian banana)
Lineage: Eukaryota; Viridiplantae; Streptophyta; Magnoliopsida; Zingiberales; Musaceae
Product: inactive leucine-rich repeat receptor-like protein kinase CORYNE
Biological process (GO): protein phosphorylation
Cellular component (GO): membrane
Molecular function (GO): ATP binding; protein kinase activity
Source: RefSeq, a predicted model, not a curated record
CUCUCUCUCUCUCUCACUCUCACAGACACACUCUCCUCCUUUCCCUCUCUCCCGCUUGAGCAGCGGAACCCGUCUCCUGUAACUUUUGUAGGUUCUCUUGGUGAGUGACGAGGAGAGGGAUUGGAACAUGAGGCGAAUGCUGAAGGAAAAUAAAAAGAAAAACAGUGUGUUUGGCUAUGGAAUGCCGGGCUUUUGAGUCGCAGUGAGUUGUUGUCUGUGAUUUUGGGUGGGGGCGAGGAAGAGGAAGAAAAGGGCCUUUUGUGUCAUCUUCUUGCUUCGAUGGUUCUUGCCUUCUUGUGUUCGUUUCCUCUUUGCUAGAAACACAAAAAAAGGAGCUGCCUUGUAGUGUUCUCUCAGGCAUGUUCACCUGACAACAAUCACAGGACUACCAUCUUUGAGCUCAUCAACCUUUCUGGUUUCUGGAAUCUGGGGCUGUUCUGUGGUGACAAUGGGGAUGUUAGUCUGUUUCCACUUCAGAUAAGCUCUCCCGUCUUCUGUGAGCCCAAGCUUUUCGUUUCUUUACUCUGUGGGUGCAAAAGCUCAAGCAAAAUUCAAUUUUGCAUCAAAACUUGUGAGUGUCUUGGGUUGCUGUGCGGGCGGGCUGUUGAUCUCUUUUCUCACCAAUAUACUGCUAAACCUUCCAUCUUGGACACACUUCUUCGUACUAGUUGGGUGAGAGAGAGAGAGAGAAGAAGAAGCCCAAAGCUCAUGCUUGUGUUUUCCUUCGAAAACUCGCGCUAAAGAUGCGCCCUUUCCAUCUCAAACCCUGUGCGUUGCCUCCCCUCUCAUGCUUUCUCCUUUGUUCGUAAUGUCUUUUCAAGCUCUUUUGCUGUGUUCUCCACCUCAUAUCCUCGGGAAAAUCCCAUAUUGGAAUCGCUUGUUUUAACUUUUGGGAGCUCUUGGCUUUCUCUUCCAUGGAGAGCCAAAACCCUAGUAGAACCCUUGCCGUCAAGACCCUCCUCUUGCUUGCCUUCCUUGUGUUCCAAGCCCCAGAGAGCACCCUCUCCCAAGCCCUCCAUUCUGAGCCCACCCUCUUCCAUUCCCCAGCACCUUCUUCCCCUUCCAGGACUCCCAAAUUUCCCCAUAAUCCUCGCCUUCGCCGAAUCCUCCUCGGCGCUCUCUUUGGCUCGCUCACCGGCUUUGUCGCCUCCAUCAUCAUCCUGCUCCUGGUUCGACUUCUCCUCCUGUAUGCCUGUCGGGCACCGAUUCUCAAAGGCCCCGUCGUGUUCUGCCCCUCCAUCUCCCCCAAAACACUGCAGUCUCUGCUCUCAACCGAUGCCCAAUCGAUGCAGUUGAUCGGGUCGAGCCUCAACGGAAAGUACUACCGGGUCGUCCUGGAUGACGACGAGCUGACCAUGGCGGUGAAGAGGCUCGAACCGAGCCCCUCCAGUGGAUCUCCGCCUGUGAACUCCAACUCCCAGAAGAGAAGAGUGCAGCAUGAGCUGGAAAUGCUGGCGAGGGUGAAGCACCGGAACGUCAUGAGCUUGAGGGCCUACAUCCGUGAUCAAGAUCGGUUCUGGCUGGUGUACGACUACAUCCCCGGUGGAAGCCUGGAGGACGCGAUGGCGCGGGUGCGCUCACAGCAGCUGACGCUUGGAUGGGACGCGAGGCUUCGGAUUGCAGUUGGAAUUGCAAAGGGAUUAAGGUAUCUCCACUUUGAAUGCAGCCGGAGGAUUCUGCAUUACGGUCUGAAGCCAUCGAAUGUGAUGCUCGACGAAGGGUUCGAGCCAAGAUUAGGGGAUUUCGGAUUGGCGAUGCUGGAAAACUCUCGGCUGGAUACACCGAGCACCGCCACUCACUAUGUCGCUCCCGAGUGUUUUCAGAGUUGCAGGUACACAGACAAGAGUGAUGUCUAUAGUUUCGGGGUGAUCCUAGGCGUUCUUUUCACGGGAAAAGACCCGUCCUAUCCGUUCUUUGCAGGAGAGACAGGGAGAGGCAGCUUGGGCCGAUGGCUCAGGCACUUGCAGCAAGCUGGAGAGGCUCGGGAAGCAUUGGAUAAAGGCAUCCUAGGGGAGGAGAUGGAAGAAGAGGAGAUGCUGAUGGCAAUCAGAAUCGCUAUUGUAUGCCUGUCAGACUUGCCUGCUGACCGACCAUCGAGCGAUGAGCUGGUGGCAAUGCUUACCCAACUCCAUAGCUUCUGAAACCACACUCCUGAAUGCCCUCUAUGUGGCCUCUGUGAUUCGGAGCUUCUCGGUGCCAGUGUUGGACAUCAUAGAGUAUUCAUGCUUAGCUUCUGAUAUAUGUCUUGAACGUAUUACCGAUGACUGAUCGGAAGCAUUGUCAUUGUUGGUACUCGGUUGUUAUGAAAGAUUGUCCCUGCCUCACCCAAACUCUUAUGGAAUCCUCAUUAUGUAGUCUCUGAUGACUUUCGAGUAUGUGAGGCUUUUGGGUGUUUGGGAGUUCAACAAUGUGAAUAGUUCUUGUGCUUUGAAGUCCUUUUCGAUGUGUAAUACCACUAUUAGUGUUGGACGUUGGUGUAAUCUUUGGUACCAAGGAACAAUAUAUGUUUCCCGGGA